Molecule: messenger RNA, 936 nt
Organism: Pseudonaja textilis
Lineage: Eukaryota; Metazoa; Chordata; Lepidosauria; Squamata; Elapidae
Gene: TMEM45A
Product: transmembrane protein 45A
Source: RefSeq, a predicted model, not a curated record
ACAUUUGACUAUGGACGAUGCAGGAUCCCGCGCCUCGAAUUCCACGUGAAAUUCCAAAGAGACUGGAGGUGCUUUAAGUUGCCAAGAAGCAGCGCAAGUUCGUAGAAAAAGAUGGGCAAUUUUAAAGGUCAUGCUCUUCCUGGAAGUUUUUUCCUUUUGUUUGGCUUGUGGUGGUCUGUGAAAUACCCGUUCAGGUACCUCUGUCAAAAGAGGAAAAAUAUUUAUCUUGGUUCCAAGGCAGGAUUUCAACGCUUAGAAUUUAUUGAAGGCAUAAUCAAGAUUGUCUUUGCUCUUAUUGGUAUGAUGGGAGAGCAGUUUGUUCCUGAUGGGCCUCAUUUGAAGCUAUAUAACAAUGAAAAAAAGCAGUGGAAUUACUUAAUGAAUUGGCAGCAUGCAACCAUGUACCUCUUCUAUGGCAUCUCAGGGCUAGUGGACAUUGUGACUCACAGUACGAAUGUAUUACCAGAGGCCUUAGACCGAAUGAUGCUCUCACUUGCUGUUUUUAUGGAAGGUUUUCUAUUUUAUUAUCACAUCCAUGGGCGUUCCAUGCUAGAUUUUCAUGUUCAUCAGUUACUUUUAAUAACUGUCUUUGGAGGUGCUCUCUGCAUAUUCUUGGAAGUCUUUUUCCACAAUAGCAUUGUUCUUGAGAUGUUCCGAACAAGUCUUUGUAUAUUGCAUGGCAGUUGGCUCUGGCAGAUUGGAUUUGUCCUUUAUCCUCCAAGUGGAAGUACAGAAUGGAACCAAGAAGAUCACAAUAAUAUCAUGUUUCUGACUAUGUGCUAUUGCUGGCAUUAUGCAAUUACACUGCUUAUCAUGGCAGUCAAUUAUACUCUAGUCAGCUGGGUGGUUCAUACCAAAAUAAUGCAAGUCCCAUCCAUGGAAAUUGGAUUACUGAAACCAACUGAGCGAGAACAGGAGUCAGAAGAUGAAAUUUAA